UAAAGAAGGAAUCAAUAGAAGCGAUGAAGCUCCUGCUGAUUGCCGUCGUUAUUUCUAUUCACACAACAGGAUUCUUGACAACAGCAAAAGCGGGAUGUGAACCCCUGUACAAUGGUGGUUCUGGAGGUCGUGGAGGAAACGUUCAACCCAAAUGGUCUUUCAAUCCACGCACCAAUCACUGUGUACCAGUUAUGGUGAGAUCUGGCUGUCCUCGUUCAUUGAACUGCUUUCACACUGAGGCCGACUGUAAUGAGGAUUGCGAUCCAGAGACGCAGUUGUUCAAGGAAAUCCUUCAAGGUUGAUAAGAGGAGGGCGUUUAUGUAGUUCGGUCAAACGAGCAGAUUU
Messenger RNA from Ixodes scapularis (black-legged tick), 345 nucleotides. RefSeq lists its product as uncharacterized. The transcript is spliced from 3 exons. The coding region runs from base 24 to 302 and encodes 92 amino acids. Lineage: Eukaryota; Metazoa; Arthropoda; Arachnida; Ixodida; Ixodidae. Gene Ontology annotation, molecular function: serine-type endopeptidase inhibitor activity. The record is from RefSeq and is a predicted model, not a curated record.